GGAGGAUGGAGGGCUGACUUGGGGCAACCCAAGUAAGGCUGGAGCCAGCCCUCCAUCUCCCCUCCUCCUCCUGGGCAGCCCCUCCCUCCCAUCUGCGCAUCCCCCUUGGGCUCAGCCCACCCCACGCCCACCCUGCCUUCCCUCUCCCUUUGGCAGCAGCAGCAGCAGCCACCACCACCGCAGGAGCCUCUCCAGCCUUCACUCCUGCUGCUCCUGCCAGGAAUUGCUUUGAGCCCUCUCUUCUUCCUCCAUCCCCGCCUUGGAGAGGGCAGCAGAAGCCAUGCCGAGGCGACGGGCGUGAGGAAGGGGCUUGUGCCAGCCCCCGGGGGCGCCCCUUCCUCCCUCCCCGGCUUUGGCACCAUGAGCCCGGCGUCGUGAGCGCAGGCGGCGGCGGGCAAGGGGCAUCUCCAUGGUGCAGGAGGGCGGCAUGUCACGCACACCUUACAGCUCCAGCCAAGACAUCCAGAUGGAGGUCUUAGACAACCCUGGUCUCCAGGGGAAAUAUAGCAAAAGGAAAAACCGCUUCAAACGCUCCGAUGGCAGUACCUCCUCUGACACGACUUCAAACAGUUUCGUCAGGCAGGGUUCUGCUGAAUCUUAUACCAGUCGUCCAUCUGACUCUGAUGUGUCCCUGGAGGAAGACCGGGAGGCCCUACGCAAGGAAGCAGAGCGCCAGGCCUUGGCACAGCUGGAGAAAGCGAAGACCAAGCCAGUGGCAUUUGCAGUGAGGACAAAUGUGGGUUAUAAUCCUUCUCCCAAUGAUGAUGUACCAGUCCAAGGCAUGUCUAUUUCCUUUGAACCCAAAGAUUUCCUUCAUAUCAAAGAGAAAUACAACAAUGAUUGGUGGAUUGGGCGCCUGGUCAAAGAAGGCUGUGAAGUUGGCUUUAUCCCCAGUCCUGUCAAGUUGGAAAACAUGAGGAUGCUCCAGGAACAAAAGAUGCGGCAGCACCGGCUUAGUUCUAGUAAAUCAGGAGACAAUUCCACCUCCAGCCUGGGAGAUGUGGUGACAGGCCCCCGAAGACCUACCCCACCUGCUAGUGGUAACCUGGAGAUGACUAACUUAGCUUAUGACCCAGAUGCCCUUGAAUUAGAGGAGGAGGAGGAGGAGGCAGCAACUGAAGAGAGCCAGCGAACCCCUAAGUCUAGUGUUAGCAGUGUCACCACGCCCCCCUCCACCACCAAGCGCAUCCCCUUCUUUAAGAAGGCUGAACAUGUGCCACCCUAUGAUGUGGUUCCUUCUAUGCGACCCAUAAUUCUUGUAGGCCCAUCCUUGAAGGGGUAUGAGGUGACGGACAUGAUGCAGAAAGCUUUGUUUGAUUUCCUGAAACGUCGAUUCGAUGGCAGAAUAUCCAUCACUCGAGUGACAGCUGAUAUCUCCCUGGCCAAGCGUUCAGUCCUCAAUAACCCAAGCAAACACACCAUCAUUGAACGGUCCAGUACCCGCUCUAGCCUGGCCGAAGUACAGAGUGAAAUCGAGCGCAUCUUUGAGCUGGCCCGCACACUCCAACUGGUAGCCUUGGAUGCAGACACCAUCAAUCAUCCAGCUCAACUUUCCAAGACCUCAUUAGCACCAAUUAUUGUAUAUAUUAAGAUAUCUUCCCCUAAGGUGCUUCAAAGACUGGUGAAAUCUCGAGGCAAAUCCCAGGCCAAGCAUUUGAAUGUGCAGAUGGUGGCAUCCGACAAAUUGGCGCAGUGCCCUCCAGAGAUGUUUGAUAUAAUUCUGGAUGAAAACCAGUUAGAAGAUGCCUGUGAGCACCUGGCUGAGUACCUAGAAGCCUACUGGAAAGCCACGCAUCCUCCUAGCAGCAACCCACCCAAUCCCCUGUUGACCCGUACCAUGGCAACUGCCGCCCUGGCUUCCAGCCCUGCCCCAGUCUCCAACCUUCAGAGACCCUACUUAGUGCAUGGGGAGGAGGCUCAUGACCCUGAGCAUGCCGGCCUGCACGAGUACGCAGGGCAGCCAGAUGUGCGAGGCCAGAUUCGCUCCAUGCAGCCUCCCUCACACUUUGCUGCCCGGAGCCUUUCCCGCCAGGACACCUUUGAUACGGAGACGCAGGGCAGCCGUGAUUCUGCCUACAUCGACCCGGCGGAUUCUUGCAUGGACAUCGAGACUGACCCCUAUGAGGAACCGGAGCCUCGUUGCCCUCAGCAAGGAGUGGGCCAUCGCCACCCUCAGCGCCAGGGCUCCUGGGAGGCAGAGGAGCCUGAUUCCCAUCGUACGCAGUACCGGGGCCACCGUCACCCCCAGAGCUCCUGGGAAGCUGAGGAGCCUGACCGACAAAACCACAACCGGCCUCUGCGUGGGCGCGGCAAGGGGAGGGCCCGCUAUUGCCAGGAUGAGGAGGAAGCCCUGGGUCGUAACCAUAAUGACAUGGAGGACUGGGGAAGGGAUGCCUACAUCCGUUGAGCGCCUUCAGAGGCAUGGCUUUCAUACACUGAGGAAGAGGCCUCUUCCCAUUUAGAGCCUCCUGGGGACCAAAGCUGUUUUUUGGUUGUAUGGCACCAGGGGAUUAGACGUAAUCUGCAACAGCCUUGACCAAGUGGUGGGAGUGGGUAGGUAGCAUUCCCUAAACCACACUAGCACUGGCCAGAUCUGUGAGUGAACUCCCUUCCUCACCCUUCUAGUUUAGGGACUCCCCAUCCCUUUGCCUUGCCCUUUGUGCCAGCAACUUCUCUGAACAUCCGAGUCCUACCAGCCAGUACUGCCUGGGCUUUCCCCCCACGAGAUCAUAAAUAAUCACAUGUACCUUAAAUUCCUCUUUCUACUUGGGGGCUCCCUGUGGGGCCUGGAGAGGAAGAGGGCUGGUCUCCAUCGGUGCCUCGGAUCACCUAUACACUCGGGUAACAGCUGCGGUGGACAGCCGGCCAUGUGCCACCCCUCCUGUCUUGCCUACCUGCCACCUCUAAGGCCAAACAGCUCCCAGAUUAAUAUGCCCUCCUCCCUUCGGCAAAAGUCAGCUAUCCAUUGAUCUCUUCCUUUGCCUGCUUUGCGGUGCUUUACCAGCCCUACUGGUAGGGGGCAGUAAGCAGACAUCUGGGCAGGGAGGCGAAAGCCAACUCCCAGUUUGCUGUCGCGAGAUUCUCCAGUGCCUACAAGCAAAAACCAGCCCCAACCACCUUAAAGUCUUCAGCCUACCCAUCCUCUAGUGCCUCAGCUCAUGACCCUUCUGGAUGUCUUUUAUUUGCUGGGCAAAUCCUGGGCAUAAAAAGUGUGUGGCUGGCAUGUGCCAUGCCUGGCAGACAAGGAAGUCUUUGGAGUGUGUUUCUUGCAAAUGUGCCUGUAACUUGCUGUUUUGCUCUUAAUACCAGUUUUGAAAUCUUC
Anolis sagrei ordinatus is the source of this 3322-nucleotide messenger RNA. RefSeq names its product calcium voltage-gated channel auxiliary subunit beta 1 (gene CACNB1). Gene Ontology annotation, molecular function: voltage-gated calcium channel activity; protein binding. Lineage: Eukaryota; Metazoa; Chordata; Lepidosauria; Squamata; Anolidae. Gene Ontology annotation, cellular component: voltage-gated calcium channel complex. The record is from RefSeq and is a predicted model, not a curated record. Gene Ontology annotation, biological process: calcium ion transmembrane transport.